Oncorhynchus masou masou (cherry salmon) is the source of this 5367-nucleotide messenger RNA. RefSeq names its product NACHT, LRR and PYD domains-containing protein 12-like. Gene Ontology annotation, biological process: intracellular signal transduction. NCBI's taxonomy places the organism in Eukaryota, Metazoa, Chordata, Actinopteri, Salmoniformes, Salmonidae. The record is from RefSeq and is a predicted model, not a curated record. Gene Ontology annotation, molecular function: protein binding.
CGUGUAGACUUAUCAAUUGUGCUAAUAUUAUAUGCAAAUUAUGUUCUUGCCAGUCGACUUUAACUCAGAAAACAAUUGUCCCGAAGCCAAACCUAGUUGACGAACCCUGUUUAAUAGUAUUCCAUGGCCUUUACUGGCCAACUGCUGUUAUGGUUAUGAUAUACUAUGGUGUUGUGUCACUAGACUUUGACCAGAUAUUAUUGCAUCCAAAGAUCAACUGAACCUAGAACAUAGAUACAGAGACACUUGUCAUCAGGAGGUGCUCCCUCAGCGCAAUGGAAAAUAUCUCAAUGACUUGACAUGUUCUGGUUGUGAAUUCAGGCUACAAGGGGUCAGUGCUCUAAAAUGAGUCUCUCUGGGGAGAGAGAGGAGGGGGGCCCUGCCUCUAAAAUGAGUCUCACUGGGGAGAGAGAGGAGGGGGGCCCUGCCUCUAAAAUGAGUCUCUCUGGGGAGAGAGAGGAGGGGGGCCCUGCCUCUAAAAUGAGUCUCUCUGGGGAGAGAGAGGAGGGGGCCCCUGCCUCUAAAAUGCAUCUCUCUGGGGGACAUGACACCAAAGCUAAGAGUCCAAUCCAGCAGGAGAGACCAGCCUCCCCUGUUCCCAGCUGUGUGUCCAUAAAGAGUGACAAGUCUAUGGAUCCUCCUCUAUACUUUAGAGAGGGAGACUUUUCUACUGAACAAAGACCAAUCAAGCAGGAGAGACCAUCCUCCCCUGUACCCAGCUGUGUGUCCAUGAAGAGUGACCGGUCUUUGCGUCUACCUAUAGACUUUUCUACUGAACAAAGAUACCAACAGGAGAGAUCAGAGUCAGAGAUUCUCAGUGGUCAGUCUUCCCGGAGUCAUCAAACCGACCUGGGCUCCAUAUUCAGUUUGCUUGAAGAGAACAUUGUGACAUUUGUGAAGAACGAGCUGAAGAGGUUCAAGAGGAUUCUUAGUCCAGAACUCCCAGAAGGCUUUGAGAGUCAGAAGCAGGAUAAGGAAGUGGUGGAUGCUGAAGAUGAGAAGCAGGAGAGCAGUGCCAGAGAGGGGGCUCUGAAGAUCACACUGCACAUCCUGAGGAAAAUGAACCAGAAGGAGCUUGCUGACACACUGGAGAAAUAUGAUCUUGCUGUGAUUUGCCAACGUGAACUCAAAUCUAAUCUCAAGAAGAAGUUUCAAUGUGUAUUUGAGGUCGCUAAACAAGGAAACCCAACACUUCUCAAUAAGAUCUACACAGAGCUCUACAUCACAGAGGGUGGAACAGGAGAGGUCAAUAAUGAACAUGAGCUGAGACAGAUUGAGACAACAACCAGGAAACAAGCAAGACCAGAGACUCCAAUCAAAUGUAACGACAUCUUCAAACCCUUAACUGGACAAGACAAACCUAUCAGAACUGUGCUGACAAAGGGAGUCGCUGGCAUUGGAAAAACAGUCUCUGUGCAGAAGUUCAUUCUGGACUGGGCUGAAGGAAAAGCAAAUCAGGAUGUCCAAUUUGUAUUUUCAUUCCCUUUUCGGGAGCUGAAUUUGAUGAAAGAGGACAAACACACUUUCAUUGAACUUCUCAAACACUUCUCAAUGGAAACCAAACAAUCAGGAAUCUCCAACUACGACAAGUACAAAGUUCUGUUCAUCUUUGAUGGUCUGGAUGAGUGCCGACUGCCCCUAGACUUCCAGAAGAAUAAGAUCUGUUGGGACGUCACACAGUCAACCUCAGUGGAUGUUCUGUUGACAAAUCUCAUCAAGGGAAAUCUGCUUCCCUCUGCUCUCCUCUGGAUAACUACCCGACCUGCAGCAGCCAAUAAGAUCCCUUCAGGGUGUGUUGACCAGGUGACAGAGGUACGAGGGUUCAAUGACCCACAGAAGGAGGAGUACUUCAGGAAGAGAUUCAGUGAUGAGGACCUGGCCAGCAGAAUCAUCUCACACAUAAAGACAUCAAGGAGCCUCCACAUCAUGUGCCACAUUCCAGUCUUCUGUUGGAUUUCUGCAACAGUCCUUGAACACAUGCUGAAACAUAAGAGAGAAGAGAUGCCCAAGACUCUGACUGAGAUGUACACACACCUUGUGGUGUUUCAUACCAAACAGAAGAAUGAAAAGUAUCUUGGGAAAGAAGAGACAGAUCCACACUGGAAUAAAGAGAGCAUUCUGUCACUGGGAAAACUGGCUUUUCAACAGCUUGUGAAGGGCAAUCUGAUUUUCUAUGAAGAAGACCUGAAAGAGGCUGGCAUUGAUGUCAAUGAAGCCUCAGUGUACUCAGGAUUGUGCACACAGCUCUUUAAAGAGGAAUGUGGGCUGUACCAGGACAAGGUGUACUGCUUUGUUCAUCUGAGCAUUCAGGAGUUUCUGGCUGCUGUAUAUGUGUUCCUCUCAUUCAUCAACAACAAUGAGAAUCUAAUGGACAAACUGCAAACAACGUCCAGGAACCUUUCUUUGAGGAUCAAACAAAGGCGUAAAGUUGCUUUCUACAAGAGUGCUGUGGAUAAAGCCUUACAAAGUGAGACGGGAAACCUGGACCUUUUCCUCCGCUUCCUUCUGGGCCUCUCACUGGAGUCCAAUCAGAAGCACUUACGAGGUCUACUGACAAAGACAAGAAGCAGCUCACAGAGCCAUGAAGAAACAGUCAAGUACAUCAAGGAGAAGAUCAGGGAGAAUCCCUCUCCAGAGAGGAGCAUCAAUCUGUUCCACUGUCUGAAUGAACUGAAUGACCAUUCUCUAGUGGAGGAGAUCCAAAGCUACCUGAGAUCAGGAAGUCUCUCAAAACCCAACCUGUCACCUGCACAGUGGUCAGCUCUGGUCUUUGUGUUGCUGACUUCAGAAAAGGAGCUGGAUGUGUUUGACCUGAAGAAAUACUCCAGAUCAGAGGAAGGUCUUCUGAGGCUGCUGCCAGUGGUCAAAGCCUCCAGAGCUGCUCUGCUGUCAGACUGUGGAGUCACAGAGGAAGGCUGUGCUUCUCUGGUCUCAGCUCUGAGGUCAAACCCCUCACACCUGAGAGAGCUGGAUCUGAGUAACAAUGACCUGAAGGAUUCAGGAGUGGAGCUGCUCUCUGCUGGACUGGGGAAUCCCCACUGUAAACUGGAGACUCUGAGGCUGUCAGGCUGUCUAGUCACAGAGGAAGGCUGUGCUUCUCUGGUCUCAGCUCUGGAGUCAAACCCCUCACACUUGAGAGAGCUGGACCUGAGAAACAAUGACCUGAAGGAUUCAGGAGUGAAGCUGCUCUCUGCUGGACUGGAGAAUCCCCACUGUAAACUGGAGACUCUGAGGCUGUCAGGCUGUCUAGUCACAGAGGAAGGCUGUGCUUCUCUGGUCUCAGCUCUGAGGUCAAACCCCUCACACCUGAGAGAGCUGGAUCUGAGUAACAAUGACCUGAAGGAUUCAGGAGUGAAGCUGCUCUCUGCUGGACUGGAGAAUCCCCACUGUAAACUGGAGACUCUGAGGCUGUCAGGCUGUCUAGUCACAGAGGAAGGCUGUGCUUCUCUGGCCUCAGUUCUCAGUUCAAACCCCUCACACCUGAGAGAGCUGGAUCUGAGUAUCAAUGACCUGAAGGAUUCAGGAGUGGAGCUGCUCUCUGCUGGACUGGGGAAUCCCCACUGUAAACUGGAGACUCUGAGGCUGUCAGGCUGUCUAGUCACAGAGGAAGGCUGUGCUUCUCUGGUCUCAGCUCUGAGGUCAAACCCCUCACACCUGAGAGAGCUGGACCUGAGUAACAAUCACCCAGGAGACUCAGGAGUCAGACUGCUCUCUGCUGGACUGGAGGAUCCACACUGCAGACUGGAGAAACUCAAUGUGGAACAUGGUGGAGAGUACACAAUGAAACCUGGACUUAGAAAAUAUGUCUGUGAUCUCACACUGGACCUAAACACAGUAAACAGACUCCUCUCUCUGUCUGAGGAGAACAAAAAGGUGACAUGGAGGACAGAGGAGCAGCCGUAUCCUGAUCACCCAGAGAGAUUUGAGGGCUGUAGACAGGUGCUGUGUAGAGAGGGUCUGACUGGGCGCUGUUACUGGGAGGUAGAGUGGAGUGGGGGGGCUGUUAUUGGAGUGACAUAUAAAGGAAUCAGCAGGAGAGGAAGGGGUUAUGACUGUUGUCUUGGAUACAAUGACAAGUCCUGGAGUCUGUUCUGCUAUGACAACAGUUACUCUGCCUGUCACAAUAAUAAUCCCACUACCAUAGACGUCCCCCCCUCCAGCUCCCACAGAGUAGGAGUGUAUCUGGACUGGCCAGCCGGCACUCUGUCCUUCUAUAGAGCCUCCUCUGACACACUGACCCACCUGAUCACAUUCACCUCCACAUUCACUGAGCCCCUCUAUCCAGGGUUUGGGGUUUGUUGGGAAGGUGACUCAGUGUCCCUGAAAUAAUUACACACACACACAUUGAACAUACAAACACACACUGGACCGACACACACACUGGACUCACAAAAAUACACACACACCCUGGACACACACACACACACACACACUGAACACACACACACACACACUGGACUCACGAACACACACACACAUACUGGACAAAAACACACACACACACACUGGACUCACGAACACACACACACAUACUGGACAAAAACACACACACACACACUGGACUCACGAACACACACACACAUACUGGACAAAAACACACACACACACACUGGACUCACACACACACACACACACACACACUGGACUCACACACACCCUGAACACACACUGGACUCACACACACACACACACACACUGGACCGACACACACACCCUGAACACACACACAUAAACACACACUGGAAACACACACACACUGGACGCACACUCACAUUGCACACACACACUGGACAAACACACACACUGGGCAAAGACACACACACACACAGGCUGGACAAACACACACACACACACACACUGGACAAACACACACACACACACAAUUGGACACACACACACACUGAACACACACACUGAACACACACUGGACUCACACACACACACUGGACUCACACAUACACACACACACACACACACACUGGACUCACACACACACUGCACUCACACACACACACUGGACUCACACACACGCACACACACACACACACUGGACUCACUCACACACACACACACCCUGAACACACACUGGACUCACUCACACACACACACACACACUGGGCAAAGACACACACACACACACACACACACACACACACACUGGACCGACACACACACCCUGAACACACACACACACUGGAAACACACACACACUGGACGCACAAUCACAUUUCACACACACACACUGGACAAACACACACACACUGAACACACACACACUGAACACACACUGGACAGACACACACACACACACACACACACACACUGGACAAACACACACACACACACACACACACACACACACACACA